UUUUGAAUAGGCAUCAGCCAACAACAUUCUCAACUUUUUUCCAACAUUUUCUUUGGAAAAAUGCACCUGCCAACCCUUACUCAACAUGAGCAACCUCAACUCUGAUGAGUUCAAUGCCAUUCGACACUGGUCAGAAUUCGGCCAAAGAGGGAAACCAGCGACCGAACGUGUUACUGCCUCAAACUGGGAAACGCAUCCAUUUGAAAAGCCGAUCACCUCAAAAUGGAACCAGUCAAUUCCACGAGCCGACCUCCCCAAAUUGCUCAACGGCUUCCAGCCAACUGCCAUGGAGGAUAAAUGGUUCGUGUACGCCGACGGGCCGGAUGCUCAAGGCAACGCCAUAUUGCACAUGUAUCGUAGUUGGACUGGCUUCAAGAUGGUGGAAGUGAAAUUGGUCACUGAGUUGGACGAAGAUGGUGAAUUUGCGGAGAAAGACCCCUAUUUUACAGAGAUCACAUGGGAGUCCGAUGCCGAGCGGAUUAUAGGACAUACAGAGGAAAAGGCGAAGACCACGGUGAAGGAAGUUUGCAAUUGGUGUAUGGAUAUUCAACUUCCGUGAAGGACGUGUGCCUGGCUGAAGAGACUGUUGGGAUAAUAUGCUUUUAGCCACCAAUACUUGUGCCUCCCAACUACAGGGAAAUCAGGAAGGCUAGAAUAGCUGGGGUGAAGAGAAAACCUCUAAGGAUGGUGCAGGCAUUUACUGUUCCUAGGUUUUGUGACAGAGUAAAAUCCUUUUUCUGGUGACGCAAGCUUGCUUGUCUGUUAUCGAGAAAACACUAGGGGAGGGAUAUUGGCACACCCCCUAAUCACUCCGCGCACACCCCCUUUUUCAUUCCACGCACACUUCAUUCCACGCACACCCCUCCUCUCGUCUGAUCUUCUGAUUGGCUGGAGCGGCUCGGAGCUUCGCCCGGAGC
Mytilinidion resinicola is the source of this 917-nucleotide messenger RNA. RefSeq lists its product as uncharacterized. NCBI's taxonomy places the organism in Eukaryota, Fungi, Ascomycota, Dothideomycetes, Mytilinidiales, Mytilinidiaceae. The record is from RefSeq and is a predicted model, not a curated record. The transcript has a single exon. Bases 86 to 559 code for a protein of 157 amino acids.